Messenger RNA from Archocentrus centrarchus (flier cichlid), 2294 nucleotides. RefSeq names its product zinc finger and SCAN domain-containing protein 5A-like. Bases 190 to 1719 code for a protein of 509 amino acids. Gene Ontology annotation, molecular function: RNA polymerase II cis-regulatory region sequence-specific DNA binding; DNA-binding transcription factor activity, RNA polymerase II-specific. The transcript has 4 exons. The record is from RefSeq and is a predicted model, not a curated record. Gene Ontology annotation, biological process: regulation of transcription by RNA polymerase II. NCBI's taxonomy places the organism in Eukaryota, Metazoa, Chordata, Actinopteri, Cichliformes, Cichlidae.
GCCACCGUCGAGGUUAACGCAUCCAAACAGCAUCCCUCCUAUCGACAAAGAUCCAGAGUGGUUGGAUAAGUUUCCUGCUAUCUUUAAACAGUCAAAACGUCCUUGUUAUGCAUCUCAGAUAGCAGCUAAAGGACGGUCAGUGUCGUUAAGGACAGGCACCAUCUUCUGCCAGAGUCCGAGUUUGUGAAGAUGUCGACCACCGUGGAUUUCCACUCUCAGAUCGCCUCCAUCAUGGAGGUGCUGGCCAACGCGGCUGUCGCAGAAAUUUGUAAAGUUGUGGACGAUGGAUACGCGGUGGUUCAUCUGGAAAUGUCCCGGAGCCAGAAGGAGAACGAAUUCCUGAGGAGGAAGAUCAAGCUGCUGGAGCUGCAGAUGGCCAGGUACCGAGCGGAGAGGGUGAAGGGAGCGGAGGGCUCCAUCAGCAGCCGCUUCCCCGGGGUGCGCCUGCUCAGUCGGACGAACAGGGACUCACAGGCGGGCCCCUCUCUGCAGGGCAGGACCAGGUUUCUGAAUCGAGGUCCAGGAGCUCAUCAGUCUGUGCAGAAGAUCCAGCUUGUCAGUCUGGACCAGGAUCCUGAUCAGGAGGUUGUGACCACCACGAAAACUGAGUCAGCAGAGCCUGAGGAUGAGGGGGAGCUGCUGAUCGUCAAGGUGGAGGGAGCAAUGGAGACCGGAUCCAUUAACAACAAAGUGCCGUCAGCAGAGCCUGAGGAUGAGGGGGAGCUGCUGAUCGUCAAGGUGGAGGGAGCAAUGGAGACUGGAUCCAUUAACAACAAAGUGCCGGUACAUGCCUGCAUUACCACCGGAGGAGAUGCUGCCACCACUGCCACAUUGCUCAAUGCCAGUGAUGGUCAGCCAUCCAGACAGCUGAGGGAGAAGAUCGACAGUGGAUCCGACAUCAUCACCUUUGUUGUUGGCAGGACAGCUGAAGUUGUCGACAGCGGUGGUGCUUUUCACAGUUCCCAGCUGGAGCAAACAGGAGCUGGGGACAGUCGGCCUUUGAAUAAAGGUCCUGAUGCCAGGCUGGGUGGAGAUUCUGUGACAGCUUCUUAUGAUGGAAUGGAUGGCAGCAAGGAUAACCAGGCUGCAUUAGACCCCUCUAAGCCCCCAAAGUCAGAGUUGAUAGUCAUUGAUAGAGGAGGGGCAUCAGACAAAGAGAAAAGAGGGGAGGAGCGGGAAUUGUCAGAGGUAGUCCAGACAAAUAGAGAUGGGAGCAGUGGAAGAAACAGACCCGAGGAAGCUGUAGCACCCAAGAUUCAGUGUGCUGGGCUGGGAUCAGCAGGAGACAGGUCGGCGCAAGCACCAUCUGUUCUCCCUCAUGCUGAUCCUCCAGGAACCUCCAGCAUUAACUCCUCCAAUGGCACACACCUCCUGAUUAUACACCACCCUGUGGGUCAACCCAACCACAGCCAACCCAAACCCGUUUCCAGCACCCGUCCCCUGUCUUUCUACCAGGCUGUUAGAAUGGAGCGUCCUUAUGGAUGCACCAUCUGCACCAAGCGCUUCUUCAUGGAAUCAGACUUGCAGAAGCACAUGGCCAGGCACACCAGGGAGAAACCCUACACCUGUCAACUGUGUGGCAAAAGCUUUGUGUGUCAGAGUCAGCUGGACAUCCACCGCAACGUGCACACCGGGGAGAGACCUUUCAGCUGCUCCAUCUGCAACCGACGCUUCUCCCAUCCCAGCAACCUCAAGAGGCAUCAGAAGAUCCAGCACUGAAGCCAAAGGCAAAAUCUCCCACAGCUCCAGUGCACCAAAGCGUUUCCUGAAGAGGCAAUCUUAUAAACUACGAACUGUCCUCAGCCUUAACUUUUGAGAUUGUUUAUCAGAAGCAGAACAAGAUGGAAGAAAUACAAAGAGAACUCAAAGACAAUGCAGGAAACAAAAUCAAGAAUAUUAGUACUAUUCUCUGACCUUCCUGUUUAAGUCACCAUCUAAACCCAACAUUUUAUUUGAAGUGUAGGCAGUCUGAAUCUGUUAAAGUAACUAUGUAUAGACAAGUGCAGAAUUUAACUGCACUGAAUGGCUAUUACAAAAAUUGCCUGGAGGUUUAUAGAUGAGUGACAACGUCAGGGAUAUUUGAAUACUCUGUCUAAAGGUGAGUAGCUGGAAAUAAAAGCCCCCCCAGCACUGAGCCACCUGGUGAACUCCUGACUCUUCGAUAACAUGAGCAGCUGGUAAACUUUAGAGAUUUAUAUUACCGUAUUUUUCGGACUAUACGUCGCUCAGGAGUAUAGGUCGCACCAGCCAAAAAAUGCAUAAUAAAGAAGAAAAAAACAUAUAUAGGUCGCACU